This is a messenger RNA of Phaeodactylum tricornutum CCAP 1055/1, 2103 nucleotides long. RefSeq lists its product with no specific name. Gene Ontology annotation, molecular function: monoacylglycerol lipase activity; short-chain carboxylesterase activity. The record is from RefSeq and is a predicted model, not a curated record. Lineage: Eukaryota; Bacillariophyta; Bacillariophyceae; Surirellales; Neidiaceae. The coding region runs from base 211 to 2037 and encodes 608 amino acids. The transcript has a single exon.
CACGCACUCUGCAACUGGUGGAGCAAGUAAGCGUUUCUUGCAUCGCGAGGAAGAUUGGAAUUCGUACUUUGUCCAACGGAAGUUACAGCAAGAGACUUCCCCGAUAAUUCGCGAUAAAAAUGGACUCUUUUGAGAACCGUCAUCAAUGGCGUACUUUGACAUACCUCUCAACACCUCCAUCCCAGCAAGUUGGUGCUCAACAAAUGAAAGAUGCCAUGGUCUUUGGAUGAAUUUUGCGCAUCUCACAGGGGAAGCACCUGGGAGCAAUUACCAGCAUCGUCUGUCGCCUUUUUGAAAAAGUUAGACCUGACCACCAUACAUCCGUACUGUCAGAACGCUUCCGCCUUUUUAGAGGACCCAGCGAUUCCUUCUAUGGGACCACUGAGAGAACCAGUCGAUGACACAACAAUCGAAGCCCUUGUUACAUUUGCGUAUGCUAAGCUUGUUCCCUUCUGUGGCUUUCUUGAUCUUUGGAUUCGUCUUGUUUCUGGUUUCCUGGCUCCAAUAGGUGUGAUGAUGCUUAUAUUGGAAAAUCAAGGCUCGAGCGUUGGGAAAAGGAGCCUACAUACGCACACGCCACAUCACUGGAAUUCUAUUGUUAUCACUUUUUGUUCCAUGAUCGUGAUGGUCGAUUCGAUGUAUGUAAAUGAAUUUGGCUGCUACUACGGGGCCACACUGUUUCUUUUGGCCACGGUUCUGUCCCUACGGAUUGCAGUACAACGACGGUUGGUAAAAAGUCAAAUUGUUCUAUUCCUUCUCAUUUUCUUGGCGUUAUACUUGACCUUUGACUGGCGACGAUUCGAAUUUCAGUUUGGCGACCCGUUUGAUGUAAACCGCACGGUGGAAAGUGGUCUUUAUUACAGUUCACAGAAUGGCCUCAUUCACGACGCGGUUUCGCUCUGGCCCGAACACCGGUACUUGUAUUCGGCAGCAACUGGAGCGACGCCAUGGAUGCUUACCGGCGAUGUUCGCACUGGAUUGCCCUUUUAUCUUAACUACAUACCCGACCCAUUUUGGACACGAGUAUAUCUACCGACCGCGGAUGGCGAAGUCUUGGCUCUUGACAUAGCCUUUCCCGAAAACGGGCACAACGCAUCUAAACCUUUAUACCUGAUUCUGCAUGGCGUCAACGGAGGGAGCAAGGAAACGUAUGCAACAGAUUUGACGUGGAGAAGAACAAGGGACGGUUCCACCGUUAUCAUUAUGAUUUCGAGGGGGCUGAUGGACGUUCCCAUGAGAGGGUGGGAUUUGUUUCACGGCGCACGUUGGCAAGAUGCGCACACGACAGCUCUCCGUUUACGGCAAGCUAUGGAUGGCGGUGAAAAUCAUAUUCUGGCUGGCGUGGGAUAUUCCAUGGGUGCUAUUGUGCUGAACAACUAUGUCGCGUCGGCGGGGCCCGACUGUGCCUUGGAUGUGGCCUUUUCUAUUUCUGGUGCCCUCGAGUGUCGGAACGAACAGUACUAUCGUCGUGCCAUGCGUACCUGGGAACCUAUGAUUGCCGAAAAUAUUCGCUCCACGCAGCACUUGCGGAAGUGGGGACAGAGGCUUCGAGCUCGCCUCGGCCGAGAUGCCUUCCGUUCACUGAUGAGAGCCACGAAUAUUGUAGAGCUGGACAAGUAUACGGCGGUAGCAUAUAAUCGGUUCCGAGACUUGAACGACUUUUACUCUCAGAUGGGUGCCUUGGGUGACAUCGCUUGGAGCGACUUGGACAAGACGCCGUCCAAAAUUGCUUCAGCAAAGGUGUUCAACAUUUCAAUUCCUCUCUGUGUCAUGCAUGCAUUUGAAGAUCCUAUCAGUUCAUGGCGAACGGUUGCGGCCAGCGACGGAUUCCUAGAACCCAACAAUUUAGUUCAAACCGGCGAAGGAAACCUUGUCCUGCUGCUCACGGAAAAAGGAGGUCAUGUAGGUUGGCCUAUAGGCUGGUUACCGUUCUUAAAAAAGUGGGAAUUUAUGAACGAGGCUGCCGCAAGCUUUGUCGACGCUGUCGCUGAAGCGAAGCGUAUAAGAUAUGGAAAAUUUCCAGAAGUCAACAAGUAGAAUACUUUGGAGUACUGAAAUGAAACGGGCCUUGGGUUUAAAUACGGCUAGUAUCCACUUAAUACU